This is a messenger RNA of Eucalyptus grandis, 646 nucleotides long. RefSeq names its product stress-associated endoplasmic reticulum protein 2. The transcript is spliced from 3 exons. Gene Ontology annotation, biological process: endoplasmic reticulum unfolded protein response. The coding region runs from base 157 to 363 and encodes 68 amino acids. Gene Ontology annotation, cellular component: endoplasmic reticulum. The record is from RefSeq and is a predicted model, not a curated record. NCBI's taxonomy places the organism in Eukaryota, Viridiplantae, Streptophyta, Magnoliopsida, Myrtales, Myrtaceae.
UCUAUAAAAACCCGGAACUGCGGAUCGUUCCGCCUCAACGAUUAGAUUCGCCAGCGAGACGAGACCGGAUCGCCUGCUCCCGCGCGCAUUCUUCUUCGGCUUCGUUGCGGAUUUGAUUCGCGUCCGUCUCCUCUUCGGGAUCUCGCCUCCAUCGCCAUGACUACAUCAAGGCGUUUCGCGGACAGGAAGGUGGACAGGUUCGAAAAGAAUAUUAAGAAGAGAGGAGCUGUGCCUGAAACGACCGUCAAGAAAGGAAAGGACUAUCCCGUCGGCCCACUGUUGCUUGGGUUCUUCAUUUUCGUCGUCAUCGGCUCAUCUCUUUUCCAGAUUAUCAGGACUGCAGCAAGCGGAGGAAUGGCAUAAGCUUGGAAUGAUGGAGACAGUAUUGUCAUCCUCCUAGUCUGUAGGGAACAGAGAAAUGGAAAUGGAAAAUUUAUCCGGCUAGUUAUCAUGGUGUGAAUUCUCGAUUUGAAUAUAACAUGAUCCCUUUAUUUUUCUCAGUUUAGUUUCUCUUUUAAGGAAAUUUGUUCUAAUGAUGACGAGAGCUGUUUCAAUGAUGCUCGGAUGUUGGACUUAAUGUGGUGCUUUUCACCCUUCAUAUAAUUCAGGCAAGAGCCAUACGAAUUACAGCUGUGUGUUCAGUUUA